UUGUUGCUUCAACGAAGGAAGAACGGUUGUAAAGUAUGGCAUUGAACAAGUGUGAUUUUGCCAGAUUUUUGAGAUCAAACCCCCUUUUAAAACACAGGAACUACCCUUUGGUUUUGCUAGGUUGCAAAUUCUCAACAAGCUCAUCAAGAAGUCUGCAUUUCUAUAAUAAUGCAGAGGAAGCUGUGAAAGACAUUCCUCAUGGUGCAAAGCUACUAGUGGGGGGAUUUGGGCUGUGUGGAAUUCCUGAGAACCUGAUUGAUGGUCUUCUGAAGACUGGAAUAAAAGAUUUGACAUGUGUCAGCAAUAAUGCAGGGGUGGAUGACUUUGGCCUUGGCUUGCUUCUUAAGACUAAACAGGUUAAGCGGAUGAUUUCUUCAUAUGUUGGGGAGAAUGCUGAAUUUGAACGGCAAUACCUUUCAGGAGAAUUGGAAGUGGAACUCACACCUCAGGGAACCCUUGCUGAGAGGAUCAGAGCAGGAGGAGCAGGAAUCCCUGCCUUCUUCACCCCUACUGGAUAUGGGACCUUGGUGCAUCAUGGUGGCUCUCCUAUAAAAUAUGGCAAAGAUGGUUCCAUUCAAAUUGCUAGUCAGCAAAGAGAGGCAAAGACGUUUAAUAAUCGUCAGUACAUCAUGGAAGAGGCCAUCACUGGAGACUUUGCUCUCAUUAAAGCCUUGAAAGCUGACAAAGAAGGGAAUCUUACUUUUAGAAAAACAGCAAGAAAUUUCAAUGCUCCAAUGGGAAAAGCUGCAAAGUUCACGAUAGCAGAGGUUGAAGAAAUUGUGGAGAAUGGUGAAAUUCCAGAGGAAGAUGUUCAUCUUCCUGGUGUUUAUGUGCAAGGGAUCUUGAAAGGUUCACACUAUCAGAAAAGGAUAGAGGUACACAGGUUAACUUUAACCCAGGAUAAAGAAGACAGUGACAAACCCAAAUCAGCUGGAGCCGAACUUAGAGAAAGAAUCAUAAAAAGAGCAGCUCUGGAAUUCAAAGAUGGAAUGUAUGCUAACCUUGGAAUUGGUAUGCCUAUGUUAGCCAGUAAAUACAUACCUGAGGGAAUGAAUGUAGUUUUGCAAAGUGAAAAUGGAGUUCUUGGUCUGGGUCCUUUUCCUAGACCUGGAGAAGAAGAUGCUGACCUCAUCAACGCUGGUAAAGAAACAGUCACUGUCGUUGCCGGCAGCUCGUACUUUUCCAGUGAUGAAUCAUUUGCUAUGAUCAGAGGGGGUCACAUAGACAUUACUAUUCUUGGAGCUAUGCAAGUGUCACAGUUCGGAGACAUCGCUAAUUGGAUGAUCCCGUGCGUAUUUGAAGUAUGUAAAGAGAAUGGUCUCAUACUAACAGAAUUGUGGCCCGGUGUAUCUAUUCAAGAUAUUCAAAUUUCCACCGGAUGUACCUUCCAAGUUUCCCCUGACCUAAAAGAAAUGGAACAAAUAUCGUAGAAGACGGAAAUUCAUUUGAAAUAAUAUGCCAAGUAUUUAAUGAGUUAUUUUUAAAAUAUGUAUCCUUUAAGUGUGUUGGCAAGAAAGAGAGAAUCGUGCGAGAAAGAACAGUGUCAAGUGUUUUAAGAAAACUUAUUCAGAUCUCCCGCAAACACUGGUUGGGAUUAUUUAACAGCGAGUAAAUAAAUAGAGUAUUUUUGUGUAUAAUAUAGUAGACGGCUAAUUAUUGGAAUAGUUGUUAAUUUCAUUGUCCGGUGAAGAAUCGGAAGGACAGUCGAUCUCUGUAAGUAGAAUACGAGUAGGGAAGCAACAAAUAUAUUAUAGCACGGUUUAUAGCA
Molecule: messenger RNA, 1768 nt
Organism: Stylophora pistillata
Lineage: Eukaryota; Metazoa; Cnidaria; Anthozoa; Scleractinia; Pocilloporidae
Product: succinyl-CoA:3-ketoacid coenzyme A transferase 1, mitochondrial
Biological process (GO): ketone body catabolic process
Cellular component (GO): mitochondrion
Molecular function (GO): succinyl-CoA:3-oxo-acid CoA-transferase activity
Source: RefSeq, a predicted model, not a curated record